This is a messenger RNA of Phaethon lepturus (White-tailed tropicbird), 2176 nucleotides long. RefSeq names its product alkylglycerone phosphate synthase (gene AGPS). The coding region runs from base 112 to 1722 and encodes 536 amino acids. Gene Ontology annotation, biological process: lipid biosynthetic process. NCBI's taxonomy places the organism in Eukaryota, Metazoa, Chordata, Aves, Phaethontiformes, Phaethontidae. The transcript has 20 exons. Gene Ontology annotation, molecular function: alkylglycerone-phosphate synthase activity; FAD binding. The record is from RefSeq and is a predicted model, not a curated record.
GAGAGGAAGGAACUUCUGAAGUGGAAUGGAUGGGGGUAUAAUGACUCCAAAUUCAUCUUUAAUAAGAAGGGUCAAGCAGAAUUCACAGGGAAAAGGUACAGAUUAGGUGGUAUGGUAUUACCAACUUUUAAGGAAUGGAUAGAAAAAACCUUUGGAGCAAGUCUGGAGCACAAAACUACCUCUAGAGCAUCCUUAAAUGUUAAUGAUGUACCUCCAUCCAUUGUAAAUGAAGAAUUUCUUCAGGAUCUUAGAGCCACUAAAAUUUCAUAUUCACAGGAUGCAGAAGAUAGGGUAUUCAGAGCUCAUGGUCACUGCCUACAUGAGAUAUUUGUACUCAGGGAAGGAAUGUUUAAGCGAAUUCCUGAUAUAGUUGUAUGGCCUGUUUGCCAUGAAGAUGUAGUUAAAAUUGUGGAAUUAGCCUGCAAACACAAUCUCUGCAUAAUACCGUUUGGUGGAGGAACGAGUGUCUCUAGUGCCCUUGAAUGUCCGGAAGAAGAAAAAAGAACAAUUGUCUCACUGGAUACAUCACAAAUGAAUCGGAUUCUCUGGAUAGAUGAGAAAAACUUAACAGCUUGUGUGGAAGCUGGCAUUGUUGGACAAGAUCUGGAAAAACAGCUUGCUGAAAGUGGCUUCUGUACAGGCCAUGAACCAGACUCCAUGGAGUUCAGCUCACUAGGAGGAUGGGUAGCAACACGAGCAUCAGGCAUGAAAAAAAACAUCUAUGGAAACAUUGAAGAUCUGGUGAUUCAUAUAAAAAUGGUAACUCCUAGAGGAAUAUUGGAAAAAAACUGUCAAGUACCUCGCAUGUCAACAGGACCUGAUAUCCAUCACUUCAUUAUGGGAUCUGAAGGAACUCUUGGAGUGAUUACUGAAGUUACGAUAAAGAUUCGCCCAGUCCCUGAAUACCAGAAGUAUGGCUCUGUGGUCUUCCCCAACUUUGAACGCGGGGUGGCCUGCUUAAGGGAAGUGGCAAAGCAGAGGUGUGCUCCUGCAUCAAUUCGCCUUGUCGACAAUGCACAGUUUCAGUUUGGUCAUGCUCUUAAACCACAAGUUGCUUCCAUUUUUACAUCAUUUUUGGAUGGACUGAAAAAAUUCUACAUCACAAAGUUUAAAGGAUUUGAUCCCAACAUACUGUGUGUAGCUACAUUGCUUUUUGAGGGUGACAGAGAGAAGGUUCUUCAGCAUGAAAAGCAAGUCUAUGAUAUUGCCACCAAGUUUGGUGGCUUGGCAGCAGGAGAAGAUAAUGGACAGAGAGGAUAUAUGCUGACGUUUGUCAUCGCUUACCUUCGGGACCUGGGCUUGGAUUACUACGUAAUAGGAGAAUCAUUUGAGACAUCUGUUCCUUGGGAUAGGGUUUUGGACCUUUGUAGGAAUGUAAAGGAAAGGAUAGUAAGAGAAUGCAAAGAAAAGGGUGUUCAGUUUGCUCCUCUUUCUACCUGCAGGGUGACACAGACUUACGAUGCAGGUGCAUGUGUCUACUUCUACUUUGCCUUUAACUACAGAGGAAUUAGUGAUCCUAUUCAUGUCUAUGAACAAAUUGAGAGGGCUGCUAGAGAAGAAAUACUUGCCAAUGGAGGAAGUCUGUCACAUCACCAUGGAGUAGGCAAAUUGCGGAAACGAUGGAUGAAGGAGAGCAUCUCUGAUGUUGGCCUGGGAAUGCUGAGAUCUGUUAAAGAAUAUGUGGACCCCAAUAACAUCUUUGGAAACAAAAAUCUUUUAUAAAGCCCUGCACAACAUGAUGUACUAAAACUUCUUCAAAAUUACUGUUGAAAUUCCUCCACUUUCAUUGUAUUGAUAUCCCAGUAAUCAAAUAUGACAUAGACUAAACUUUAAAAACUAGUAACUUACAUUGAUUUUUUUUUUGCCACUCCUUUCCCCCUCCCCCCAAUAAAGUGUACACAUCACUGUUAAUGUUUAUGGAUUUUUACUUACAAUGCUCUUACACUUUGUGCCCAGUGGGUUGUUUAUUACCAACCAGGAAAUGCAAAUUUGGUUUUCCCAGUUUGGUUAGGCAGCACAGCUGACAGUAUUUUCAAUGCUGGAUACUGCCAGAUGUUUCUUACUAAAGCAUCCCCUGCAAGGAGAACAAAGACUGACAACAGUGUUUUCUACAGACGCAGCUGCUCAACCCAGCCUCUUGCUAAAGGAAAGCUGCCAGGAGACAGAUGAGAGAACA